UCCGAAAAACCUCAAACCCAUCUACGGCGGCGUUCCACCUUCGUAUUUGCUGUCUCCGCGUCUCAAAUUAUUUCUUUCCUACUUCAUUAUUAAAAAAACCGAAAACGAGCAUAUAUCUUCCCUCUCGAUUUCUUUUUUUUUCUCUAUUCAACAAAAGCUCUGCGCUUAAAUCUUCAUCGUUCCACCUAAUCAUAAGAUCUUUGAAUAAAUAUAUAUACAGUCGCUGUCCUCAUUACGUGUAUUUGUUAGCAGCUAAGGGUCUGCUUGAGUAUUUCCUCCUUUCACUAUCAUCUCUUCUUCAAUGCCUCUUCUCCACUUCCAUUGAAUCCUUCAGACAGAUUUGUUCAAAAAGAAAGUGUUUUCCUCUCCCCCUUAAGAUCUGAGUCUCUUCCUCUGUAAGGAGGAUCUGCCAAAGCAAUGGCAUCCCAUAACCAUUUCACUAAAAGCCGCUCAAAUCUAUCGAACAUGUCCGACGCCAACGAUCCAGGGAGGCCGUCUGGUCCGGGCAAAGUCAAGUUCAUCACACGAAGAACCAACUCAGGUCGCUACGUCAACUACUCGAGAGACGACCUCGACAGCGAGCUCAGCAGCGCCGAGUUCGCCAGCUACACCGUCCACAUCCCUCCUACUCCAAAUAACAACCAGUUAAUGGACCCAUCCAUCUCCCAAAAGGUCGAAGAGCAGUACGUUUCCAACUCCAUGUUCACCGGAGGUUUCAACAGCGUCACCAAGGCUCACCUCAUGGACAAAGUGAUCGAGACCGAGACUAGCCACCCGCAGAUGGCUGGCUCCAAAGGAUCUUCCUGCGCCAUCCCCGGCUGCGACGCUAAGGUCAUGAGCGAUGGGAGAGGACAAGAUCUUCUCCCCUGCGAAUGCGACUUCAAAAUCUGUAGAGACUGUUUCGUUGAUGCGGUUAAAACCAACGGUGGGAUUUGCCCCGGGUGUAAAGAACAGUACAAGAACACUGAUUUGACAGACAUGGAGGAUGGGUAUGGUGGUCAGCGGGGGCUUCCGGGUCCUGAGGGUGGUGGUAGUAGUAGCGGUUCGAAGAUGGAGAGGAGGUUGUCGUUGAUGAAGUCGACUAGUAAAUCGGUUUUGAUGAGGAGCCAGACGGGGGAUUUUGAUCAGAACAGGUGGUUGUUUGAGACCAGUGGGACUUAUGGUUAUGGGAAUGCUUUUUGGACAAAGGAUGGGAACUUGGGGAGUAGUAGUAAGGAUGGUGAUGGUGAUGGUGAAGGUGAGGGUACAGAGAUGCAAGAUUUUAUGAGUAAACCUUGGAGACCGCUUACUAGGAAGCUCAAGAUUCCUGCUGGUAUUAUCAGUCCAUACAGGCUGUUGAUAUUUAUCCGUGUGGUUGUUCUUGCACUGUUCUUGAGUUGGAGGAUUCAGAAUCAAAACCAAGACGCUAUAUGGUUAUGGGGAAUGUCUGUAGUCUGUGAGCUUUGGUUCGCCUUUUCUUGGCUACUCGAUCAGCUUCCUAAGCUAUGUCCCAUCAACCGUGCAACCGAUCUCGAAGUCCUCAAGGAGAAGUUCGAAACGCCGACACCAAGCAACCCGACAGGAAAAUCUGACCUCCCUGGUCUAGACGUGUUCGUCUCAACCGCAGAUCCCGACAAAGAGCCUCCUCUGGUCACUGCCAACACCAUUUUAUCCAUUCUCGCAGCGGAGUACCCCGUCGAGAAGCUUUCUUGCUACGUAUCCGACGAUGGAGGCGCGCUUCUCACGUUUGAAGCCAUGGCUGAAGCCGCUAGCUUUGCGAACAUUUGGGUUCCUUUCUGCCGUAAGCACGUGAUCGAGCCGAGGAAUCCUGAGUCGUACUUUAGCUUGAAGAGAGAUCCUUACAAGAACAAAGUCAAGUCUGAUUUCGUCAAGGACAGGAGACGUGUGAAGCGUGAGUACGAUGAGUUCAAAGUCAGGAUCAACGGCUUGCCUGAUUCCAUAAGGAGACGUUCUGAUGCUUAUCACGCUAGAGAAGAGAUUAAAGCCAUGAAGAUGCAGAGGCAGCAGAACAGAGACGAUGAGCUUUUGGAGCCUGUCAAGAUUCCUAAAGCUACUUGGAUGGCUGAUGGUACUCACUGGCCUGGUACUUGGUUGACUCCUGCUACUGACCACUCCAGAAGUGACCACGCUGGUAUCAUUCAGGUGAUGUUGAAGCCACCGAGUGAUGAGCCAUUACACGGAGUAUCCGAAGGGUUUCUCGAUCUAACUGACGUGGACAUCCGACUUCCCCUCCUCGUCUACGUCUCCCGCGAGAAGCGACCUGGUUACGACCACAACAAGAAAGCAGGAGCCAUGAACGCUCUAGUAAGAGCCUCUGCCAUAAUGUCGAACGGAGCGUUCAUACUCAACCUCGACUGCGACCAUUACAUAUACAACUCCGAGGCCAUGAGGGAAGGCAUGUGCUUCAUGAUGGACCGAGGAGGAGACCGUCUCUGCUACGUCCAGUUCCCGCAGCGGUUCGAAGGUAUCGACCCCUCUGAUCGGUACGCUAACCACAACACCGUCUUCUUCGACGUCAACAUGAGAGCUCUCGAUGGGCUUAUGGGUCCGGUCUACGUUGGAACCGGUUGUCUCUUCAGAAGGAUAGCUCUCUACGGGUUCGAUCCCCCUCGGUCCAAAGAGCAUUCCUCUGGUUGCUGUGGUGGUCGUAAGAAGAAGAGUCGUGUCUCCGAGGAGAACAGAGCACUGCGUAUGGAUGAUGAGGAGGAGGACGAGGAGAUGAGUCUUUCCUUAGUCCCAAAGAAGUUCGGUAACUCAACGUUCCUUAUAGACUCCAUACCCGUCGCUGAGUUCCAAGGCAGGCCUUUGGCGGACCACCCGUCAGUUAAAAACGGGCGCCCGCCCGGUGCACUCACCAUCCCGCGCGAGCUUCUCGAUGCAUCAACAGUAGCCGAAGCCAUCGCUGUGAUCUCUUGCUGGUACGAGGAUAAGACCGAGUGGGGAUCACGUAUCGGUUGGAUCUACGGGUCGGUAACCGAAGACGUUGUGACCGGUUAUAGAAUGCAUAACCGGGGGUGGAAGUCGGUUUACUGCGUGACGAAACGUGAUGCAUUUAGAGGCACUGCUCCUAUUAACUUGACGGAUAGGCUCCACCAGGUUCUCCGCUGGGCUACUGGCUCGGUGGAGAUCUUCUUUUCGCGUAACAACGCGCUUUUCGCUACCUCUAAGAUGAAGUUCCUUCAGAGGAUAGCUUACUUGAACGUCGGCAUCUACCCGUUCACCUCCAUCUUCUUGAUCGUCUACUGUUUCCUUCCAGCUCUUUCUCUCUUCUCUGGUCAGUUCAUCGUCCAGACGCUUAACAUCACUUUCCUAGUCUACCUGCUCAUCAUCUCCAUCACUCUCUGCUUGCUGGCCUUGCUGGAGAUCAAAUGGUCUGGGAUCUCCCUGGAGGAAUGGUGGAGAAACGAGCAGUUCUGGCUCAUCGGUGGGACCAGCGCCCACCUCGCGGCGGUCAUCCAAGGCUUGCUGAAAGUCGUGUUUGGACUCGAGAUCCAGUUCACGCUCACGUCAAAGUCGGGAGGAGACGACGUGGACGACGAGUUCGCGGAUCUGUACAUGGUGAAGUGGACCUCGCUUAUGAUCCCACCGAUCACGAUCAUGAUGGUGAACUUGGUAGCCAUCGCGGUGGGGUUCAGCAGGACGAUAUACGCGGUGAUACCUCAGUGGAGUAAGCUGAUAGGAGGAGUGUUCUUUAGCUUCUGGGUGUUGGCUCAUCUCUAUCCUUUUGCUAAAGGGUUGAUGGGGAGGAGAGGGAGGACGCCGACGAUUGUUUAUGUUUGGUCUGGUCUUAUUGCUAUUACGAUAUCUCUUCUUUGGGUUUCUGUUAGUCCGCCUCCUGGGACUACUGGUAUUGGAGGAUUCAGUUUUCCAUGAUAGGUUUUGUUGGUUCGUUGAGUUCCUUCUUCUUCUCACAAAACAUUGGUCUUUUUAUUUUGCUGUAGUAAAAUAACGUUCGUUUAUUAGAUUUUUUGUUUCUAUGUCUGGUAAGAAUAUUGAUGAUGGGUGGUCAUGUUUAGAACAGAGAUCAGCUUAAUAUAGAACUUAGUAGUUUCUCUUGUU
Messenger RNA from Raphanus sativus (radish), 4059 nucleotides. Its product is annotated as cellulose synthase-like protein D2. The transcript is spliced from 4 exons. The record is from RefSeq and is a predicted model, not a curated record. The coding region runs from base 418 to 3873 and encodes 1151 amino acids. Lineage: Eukaryota; Viridiplantae; Streptophyta; Magnoliopsida; Brassicales; Brassicaceae. Gene Ontology annotation, biological process: cellulose biosynthetic process; plant-type primary cell wall biogenesis. Gene Ontology annotation, cellular component: trans-Golgi network; plasma membrane. Gene Ontology annotation, molecular function: cellulose synthase (UDP-forming) activity; mannan synthase activity.